Messenger RNA from Plasmodium vinckei vinckei, 5493 nucleotides. RefSeq names its product conserved Plasmodium protein, unknown function. The transcript has a single exon. Lineage: Eukaryota; Apicomplexa; Aconoidasida; Haemosporida; Plasmodiidae. The coding region runs from base 1 to 5493 and encodes 1830 amino acids. Gene Ontology annotation, molecular function: nucleic acid binding. The record is from RefSeq and is a predicted model, not a curated record.
AUGAAAGAGUUAUCUUUCGAAAGUGAGGGGGAAAUUAUUUAUGAAUUCAUAACAUCAAUUGAAAAUGCCAUAAUAAAGUUUAAUAAUUAUAUAAAUAAAAAGAAGACUCAAAAAAAUGUUAUUGAAAAUAAAGAUUUUUUAAAUAAUAUUGUCUGGAAAUAUUUAGAUAAUUUUAUUCCACCAAAAUUAUCUCGUCAUAUGAAGUGUGUACAAAACCGAAAUUUUUACCAACACAUAUUUCUUUGUGCAUUUUAUCAUAUCAUUAUUAAAUACAUAACAUACGAUCCUCUCUUUAUUCUGCAAAGCGUUUUAGAAGAGAGAAGUGAAGAUGCGGGAUGUGAUAAAGGAAACUUAUGCCAGACAGACGAGAUAAAUAUUUCCCAAAAUGGUGUAAAAUGUGUCAAAAAAGAGGAAGAAAAAAACCAGAUAUAUAUUGAAUUAAUUAAAAUUUGUACAGAGAAAAAUAUCGAAUUUAAAGAGAUAAAUAAUAAUUAUUUAAUUCAUAAUUCAACUUAUGAAAAGAUUUGUGAUAUCAUUUAUUCUUUUGGAAUUGUAUGUUAUAUUUAUGAAUUUUACACAUUUUUUAAAAUAAAAAAUAUAAAAAUUUCAAAAAAUGAAAAAUUUUCAUUAAAUUUUUUUAAUUGGAUUUAUGAUAUAAAAUAUAAUAUACUAAAAAAUAUAAAAACUAGUAAUGGAAACAAAACAGAUAGUUAUUUACAAAAUGAAGAAACAAUUAAAAAUAAAUUAACUUAUAGUUAUUUUUCAGAGAAUGUAAUGAAAAUUUUUAUGAAUAAAAGUAAUGACACUAAUUGUGAAGUGAUAAAAUAUGACCAAGUCAGAAUUUUACAUUCAGAACAAGUAAAAGAUUAUUUAAAUUUUAUUAAAUAUAAUUUUAUUAAUAUUAGGGAGACUAUAAAUAAAAGUUAUGAAUUGUUUGAGUUAGAAAAUUGUUACAUAGAUAACGAUUUUUUUAAUUAUAUAUUUAUAAAAAAAAAACAAAUCGAAGAAAUAUUCACACUUUCAUGUGAUACAAAAGGUACUAAUCAAUUAUAUAGUAAUGGCAAUAUAAAAGAAACACAAAAUAGUAAAAUAUGUUUCACUGAGCAUUAUAACAUUAUUGACGAUGAGAGUAUUGCUAACGGACUGAUAAAAAAGGAAAUAUCCAUUUCUAAACGAUACGAAUAUGGUGAAAGUUUUGAAAACUCUGAAAAAAAAUGUGCUUCAACUGUAAAUAGUGAAAAUGUAACAAGGAAAUCUAGUUUUGUUGAUAUUGAUAAUAUUAAAAAUGACGAGAACGGGUCAUUUAGCAGUAAAAGUAGUAUUGCUAAUAAGAUGGAAAAUUUUGAGCAUUUUGAAAACGUUGAAAACUUUGAAAACUUUGAAAAUAUAAAACAGCAUUUAGAAAGUUUAUAUGAAAAAAUGAAAAUUUUGAAGACAUCCAAAUUGUAUGUCCCUAUAUACUUAUAUAUAAAUCAUGUGUUUGAUUUUUUUAAUAAUAAUAAUGAUAGUAGCAAUUGUAGUAUUAACAAUCGAAAUGGUAGCAGGAAUCCUAAUCACAAUAGAAGGAAAUAUAAAAAAAUAAAUAAUUUUAAUUUGGAUUUUAAUGAAGAGUUACAAGAGAAUAAUCAAAAAAAUAUUUCAAAUAAUUGUAACAAUAAUAAUGGUGUGCAUAAUGAAAAUAAUUUAAAACAAGUAUUUUAUAUUUUAUUAUAUUUAGGAGAUAUAGCUGAAUUUAUUAUUCAUAAAAAAAAGUCUAUUGAUAAAAAAGAUAUACUUAAUAAUUUAAAAAAAUAUAUAGAUACUGAAUUAUUUAAUUAUAAAAAUAGUUUUGAAAAUGAAGAAAAUAUUAUAAAAGAAGUUAAAAAUAAAAAUGAUAUAGAAUGUAAGGAAUAUCAUAGGAUAUUUUUUAAUCCAGCUAUCGGUUAUGAGCAAGAAUAUAUUUCUAAAAAGAAUGACAAUAUUUCUUGUACUUCUCAAAUUGAUUAUAACACUUUAAAAUAUGAUAUAAAAGAAGAUGUAUCUUCGCAAGAUGGUAGUGUUAGAUCACUAAGUAAUGAUGGUAUUUGUGGACAGGGAGAAAAAAAUAAAAAAGAUAGCACACAUAAUAGUAGCAUACAAAAUAAAGAAAAUGGCACAGAUGAUAGUAGCUUACAAAAUAAUAAUAUAUCAUUAAAAUCGAGGUAUAUUAUUCAAAUUUAUAAUUUUAUAAAUGAAUAUAUAUAUAUGUUCAUAUCAUUUGUCAGUUUAAAUGUUACAAGAAUUGCAAUUUUAUUAAUAGAUAAAUACAAUUUAGUCAUUCCAAAUAAUUAUUUAGAUUUAAGUUGUUAUGUUUAUAUAUGUAAUAAUAAUAAAAAUAAUUCGAAUCUUUUAUAUUUUAUAAGUAAAUAUAAUAUUCAUCAAUACUUUUUUUCAAAUGAAAUUGUCAAUAAAGAUCCUAAACAUAAUUAUUAUAAGUAUAAUAAUGUUGAAAAUUUAGAGAACCCUCCUAAGCAAAAUGAUUAUAAUUGCAUGUACACAAAUGAUAUAAUAACUUUUAAGUGUGCUUCACAUGACGAUCAAAAAGGGUAUAGUAACAAAAGGGGUAAUAAAUUAAAAAAUAAGGGAAAUAAAGUAUGGAAUAAUGAAAUAUAUUAUCAUACUAGAUGCCAAAGCAAUUGUAGUCGUAGUAGUAGAAAAGAACGUAGCAGCAAUAGCACAAAUAGUAAUAGAUACGAAGGUUUUUAUGGUGAUAAAACAAAAGGAAAUAUAAAUGAAGAUAAUGUAUGUAUAUUAUACAAUUCAAAUAAUAAACGAAAUAGUUCAAAUUGUGGAAAAUACACAGACAAUUAUUUGUAUGUAUCUACGUCUGCAAAAAAAGACGGUUCUUGUGAUCAAACUAAAUUAUUGGCACCGAAAAAAGAAACAAACAGUUUAGGAGUAGAAUAUAAUGAUAUGAUAUCUUCAAUUAAUAAUUGUUCUAACAAAUUAAAUGGUAAAAGAGAUGAAGAAAUUCAAUGUGUACAAAUUUAUUUAGAUGAUAAGAUAAGGUGUGUAGAAAUGAAGAAUGAAAAAAAUAAUAUUGAUGAAUAUUGCAUAGAAAAUAAUGAAAAGAAAUUAUUACCUGACUAUGUAAGGCAAAAUGGAGAAUUUGAAACACCUAAAAGAGAAGAAAUACAUCAUAAAGGAAAUGAAAAUGGUAUAUUUAAUAAUAAACAAAUUAUUGAUAUUAAAAAUACAAAAUAUAUAAAUGAUUAUAGAAAUUGUAGUAAAAAUAAUUUGGAUAAUCAUUAUAAUGUUUAUAGCGCAUAUGCAAAUAGUAAUGGUUCAUAUGAUAAUAGUAACAAAAAUAAUUAUUCAAGUGAAAAUAAUAAAAUUCGUAGUAGUUGUAGUAGUAGCAUUGAUGAAAAAUAUCAAAGUAAUGAUUGUAGUAACACAAAUAGUGAUAAAAUAGUGAGUGAAAAUAGUAGUCAAUGUAAUAUUAGUAGGAUUAAUAAAAAAAUAAAUUUAAAUGUAACAAAAAUAAAUAGUAUAAAUUUUUUAGACAGAUCUAUUUAUCCUAUAAAAUUAAAUAUUACUUAUAAUUUACAAAUAAAUGAUUUAUUUAUUAGUGAUACAAAAGUUUCAAAUUGUGUAGAACAUUGUAAGGGAGAUAAAACAUUAGAACUUGAAUUAAUCAAACAAAAAUUAAUAAGUGGAAAUACAAAAUAUGCAAUAAAAUUAAUAAAAAUGUUUAAUUAUGAAUUAUUACAAUUUCCAAAUUUAUUUUUUUACUUAAAUUAUAAAUCUUAUAAUUAUUUAUUAAACAAUUUUGAUAAAAAAUAUAUUAUUUAUUAUCUUUUUGAUAAUCCCAAAUAUUUAAAAAUGUAUUUUUAUUCAUUAUUAAAAAAAAAAAAAUUAGAACAUUGUUUAAUAGCUUUAUAUUUUUUAUACCCAAAUUAUAUAUCAUUUGAUGAUCCAUAUUUUCAAAUGUUUUAUUUUUUAUAUUUUAAAAACCAGAAAGGUGAAAAAGGAAGUUAUGCUAAUUAUUUGGAUUAUAAUAUUUCUAAUAAUGACAAAAUGUUUAUGUAUGAUCACCAAAAUAAAAGAGGACAUGAUAACGAUUAUAAAAUUGUGAAUAAAAAAUAUUUGACAACAAGCAACAUGUGUAAUCAUAUUAUUAAUUGUAACAACAUUUCAAAUUGUGAAAAUGAUUUUAGUAUUGGUACUAUGCGAGGUGUAAAUGGUGGAGCCUGGAGUUACAAUAAUAUAUAUUAUUUUUUAAAAAAGGAAUGUGUAAUAAUAAAUGAAUCAGAUAUUAUGUUAAAGAAUGAAGAAAUUAUGUCAGAGGAAAGUAUAACAAGAAGAAUAUAUAAAAUAUCCGAUGUUUUUAAAUAUUUAGAUGUAUUUGAAAAGUUUAAAAAGAUUAAUUCUGAAAUUGUUAAGAACUCCUUUGAUUAUUUAGUUAAAAGGAAUGGAACAUGUUCAUGUAAUAAAAAUUAUAUUUGUAUUAAUGAUUUAGGGUCAUCUUUAAAAGAGAUAAUUAUAAUUGAAUGUUUCCAUGAUUUUUUAACUUUAUAUGAAUAUAUAAAAAAAAAUGAAAAAAUAAUAUUUGUUGAUGCAGAAUGGAAAUGUGCAGUAUUUAGAGAAAAUCCGAUUAUAUCUAUUUUUCAAAUUGCUUUGAAAAAUUCAAAAUUAUCAUAUAUAAUAGAUGUAAAAAAAAUAACAAUGGAAAAUUAUGAAAUUAAUUAUUAUAUAUCAGAACUUUUUAGGGAUGAAAAUAUUAUAAAAAUAGGAGUAGCAUUUAUAAAUAAUGAUAUGCUACAAUUUAAAAAAUUUUAUGAUGUAUUAAAUAUGUUACAAUGUGAAAAAUAUAGCAACAUACUAUUGAAAGAAAGUAGUAAAGACAAAAAUGUAAGUCAAGAAAAUGAAAAGAAAUAUAAAUACAACAUGAAUAAUGAUGAUUUAUUGAAAAAAAUUAUGAGAAAUUUUUUUAGAAUGGAUAAAAAUUACAGAAAUGGUUGUAAUGCUAACUAUUUUAAUAAUUAUAAUAAUGGAAAUAAAUAUUAUAGUUUUAUAAAAAAAAAAGAAUAUGAUCAAAAGAAAAGUGUUUACAGUUUAAAUGAUGAUAUAAGUUAUAAAAAUAUAUAUCCAGCUAAUUACUUUUUAAAAUAUAAAAAAAAUAAAACACUAAUUGAUAAGCAUUUAAAUACAAAAUGUGGGGUAUGUAAUAAAACAGGUAUUUAUAGUUGUAUACAUAAAUAUUAUGAUUUAAAAAAUAUAUAUAAUAAAUAUUAUGAACAUUUAAAAAAUAGUUUUCCAUGUCUUAAAAAGAAUACCAGUCUUUCAGUUAAACUAUUUGGUAAAGCAUUAUUUCCAGACAAAGAAGUAAAUAAAGAAUAUCAAAUAAUUAAUUGGAAUUUUAGACCGUUAUCAUUUAAAAGUUUAGAGUAUGCAGUUCUCGAUGUUCUUAUUUUGAAAAAAUUUUAUAUUUUAAUCCAAUCAAAAUUACCAUUUAAUAUUGAAAACGAUUUAUAA